Brenthis ino (lesser marbled fritillary) is the source of this 2322-nucleotide messenger RNA. The record is from the annotation of a GenBank genome assembly. Lineage: Eukaryota; Metazoa; Arthropoda; Insecta; Lepidoptera; Nymphalidae.
AUGGCCGACAAAACUAUGCCUAUAUUUGUUCCAUCAGAAAAGCCUUUAAAAGUCGUAAAAUGGAAAGCUAAAGAAGGUGCUUUUGUGUCAUAUGGUCAAAUAUUAUUUUUAUACAGCGAUUCAUCAGGCAAGAAUAGUGAACUAAAGAAAUUUAAGUCGACUCGCGCUGGUACUAUUGUAACCAUCAAGGUGAAAGAAGGAGACGUCGUAGAGCCUGGAGGAUGUAUAGCAGAUUUAGAAGGAUGUCGUCAUCCAACGGUAAUGAAAGAAAUGUGUGCAGAAUGCGGUGCCGAUUUACGCGUCGACGAGGUUCAAAUACAUGACGCUGCAGUGGUUCCUAUGGUGCAUUCUGUACCAGACCUGAAGGUAUCUGGAGAGUUAGCCCAAAAGUUAGGCAGAGAAGAUGCUAAUCGUUUGUUGAAGGAUCGCAAACUGGUUCUCCUUGUUGAUCUUGACCAAACAUUAGUCCACACUACCAAUGAUGACUUACCUCCCAAUUUGAAGGGAGUAUUACAUUUUUUCCUCCGAGGUCCAGGUAACCAAGGGAGAUGGUGUCAUACAAGACUUAGGCCAAAAACAGAAGAAUUUUUAGAGUCUGCAUCAAAGAACUAUGAACUGCAUGUUUGUACAUUUGGAGCUAGGCAAUAUGCACAUGCGAUUGCAGAGCUAUUAGAUCCACAAAAAAAGUACUUUUCACACAGAAUUUUAUCUAGGGAUGAAUGCUUUGAUGCUAGAACAAAGUCUGCUAACUUAAAAGCCUUAUUCCCUUGUGGAGAUAACAUGGUUUGCAUAAUAGAUGACAGAGAGGAUGUAUGGAGGCAUGCAAGUAAUCUAAUACACGUCAGGCCUUAUUCAUUCUUUCAGUGCACUGGAGAUAUUAAUGCACCACCCCCUUUAUUUAUCACGGCUGAAGAAAAAUCUAGACUGCCAUCCGGUAAAAAUGGCUCGCAACAACCAGUGAGCAAUCAAAUGCCCUCAUUAGAUAUUGGACCUGACAAAGAAAAUCAAGAAACAAAAAUAGAACAGAGUGAAGUUAAAUUGGUUGAAGGGGAUAACGGAAAGGUUAUUACAAAAGAGAACAAAACAGACAGUAACGACAAGAAAAAAACAAAAGAAGAUGAAGAUGCAGACAAAAAUGAACAAAAAAUUAAUGUAGAUGAAAAAUUAGAUGAUGACAAGAACGAAGGCAAACGAAAAACUAUAGAAGAUGCAAAAGUUAAAGAUAAAAAUGUAGAAGUUCUUAAAAAAGAUGAAAUAGAAGUUGAUAAUGAAAAAAAUCAAAAAGAGGAUCAUAAAGCAAGUGAUAAUGAAAAAAAUAUUGCAAAUAAUGAUAAAGCUGAUGUUAUAAGUUUAUUACCUUAUAAUGAAAGUGAACAAGAAAAACCAAUGAUUAACCCCAAUGUGCCGGUGUGGGUAGAAACUGCUGAUGGGCAGAUAGAAGUGGAGGAUGCAGAUGAUUAUUUAAUAUAUUUGGAUGAUAUAUUAAAAAGAAUACAUAAAGAAUUCUAUAAUAUAUAUGAUAGUAUGGGAAAAUAUCAAAUACCAGACCUUAAGUUUAUAAUACCUGAAGUAAAAAGCAAAGUGCUGGCUGGUGCGAGUUUGGUGUUCAGCGGGCUGGUGCCUACUCACCAGAGAUUGGAAACUUCGAGAGCUUACCAAGUAGCUAGAAGUUUAGGAGCUGAAGUCACUCAGGACUUCACUGAAAAAACUACUCAUUUGGUUGCAGUUCGUUCAGGUACAGCAAAAGUGAAUGCCAGUCGAAGGAUGGGUGACAAUAAAAACAAAGUAAAUGUAGUGACACCAGAAUGGCUUUGGACUUGUGCUGAGCGCUGGGAGCGAGUCGAUGAGCGACUAUACCCUCUGCAACGAGGUGGACAGAGCAGCGCUCGCCGGCCUCCCGCUCACUGCAGCAGCCCGCCACCGCCGCCGCUGCGCAAGCGCACGCCCUCGGGCCGCUUCAUGGACACCAUCAACCCGCUGCUGUCCUUCUCCAGUGAUGACAUCGCUGAUAUGGACAGAGAGGUGGAGGACAUAUUCAAUGAAUCUGAUGAAGAUUCAACAGAUGAUGAGAAAAAACCUCAAGAUGAUGUUGAUGAUGAAGAAAACAUGUCUGAAGAUAGGCUUUUAAGUCUAGAAACAAUCAAAAGUUCCCAAGACAGGUUACAAGAAAAAGAUGAAGAUGAACACUCAAGUGAUUCCAAUACAGAAGAUGGUGAGAGACCUAGAAAGAGGCCAAAACCUUCAACACCCACAUCCGAUGAUGAUGACAGUUCAUGGAACCUCAUGGGUGCGGCCCUUGAAAGAGAAUUUCUUGCACAGGAC